AUGGCCGAUGCAUCACAAUUAGAGGCGGAACUUCUUGCCGCCCUGGGCGCUUCAAUUCCGCCGCCAGACAACUCUGCCUCUCCCCAACCAGAUGCGUCCCAACCUCAAGUUCAGCCUGCUCAAGAUGCAGUACUCGAGCCGCCUUCCACUCUUACCGGCCCAGAUGCUCUAGACAAGGCCCUAGAAUCAGCACUUGUCUCAAUUCCCGCUCCUGUUGCCGAUCCCUCGCUCACUGCCCCUCACCCCCUGACCGAUGCUCUUGCAAAUGACGAAUCAAGCACCAAGGUCUCGAGCGCUUCACUUCCCCAGCCUGCCGAGCAGCUUCCCCCUUCCCAGAGCGAUGCAGCAUUGAAUGGGGCUUCUCAGCCCUUGCCCGUCACCGACUCCCUCCCUGCCGCCCUGGAAAACACCGCAGUACGGUCUCCGAAACGAGCCAGAAGUCCGGACAACGACGAUGGGGCUGCCAUCAAGCGAGUGAAGAUGGAGCAGGGAGAACCGAAGGCGGAUAAAGCGGUUGAGGCACCAAACCUUGACCUAGCGGCAAUGCUGAACGAUGCUCUUGCCGCGCUCGACCAGCAAGCGAACCCCCCCAGCAGUGAUAUUGUGAUGCCCGAUGCGCCCGCGCCGCACGCAGCUGUUCCCAUAGGAAGCAUGGCCGAGACAGAAAGUCCAGAGAACAAGAUAAUAAAGGUCUCUACCAACCCCUUCCUGGUCAUGCGCUCCAUGAGUCUCCCGGUUUUGGGGAACGUAGCCGUCCAGAUCCUACUCCGAUUGUCGCAGCAACCCCGGGUCGAGACCGACUCGCUCUUGGCGGACCCCGACUCCGACUUUCGCAAGGCAUAUGACAUGCUGAGGGACAUCUUUGGAGCAACGAGACGGGCUUUCUCCGAUUCCCCGCUACUAUCGCCAGACGAGCUGGAGAUUACCGACUCCGAGGACCGCGAGACAAUACGCAUGUCGAACCUCGCUGCAACGGCGGCGAGUGGCCAGGGAGCUCAUGACGUUCCGCUGAAAGACGUACACGAUGCCUUCUUCUCCAUCUUCAUUCCCGAGGACGGAGAAUACCGGUCAUCGCUCACCGAGUUGCUCCUAUGCUUGAAGACCCGCCUCUUCCUGGAUGCUCUCAGCGCUGGCGAGCAAGGUCAGGGGCCAUCACAGUUACUGGACACACUCUUUCCUGCCGAUUUCGAUGAGUUAUUGAGGCAACGCAGUGGGGAGCUGGUCCUGAGCUCAGAUGAGGAAGGACUCGUUGGCCAGAUCAAAGAGCGGAGGGAUUCUCUCAUGAAGGCGGCGGGUGACGAGUCCAUCAAAAAAUCGUUAGAGGACCAGUCAUCUACUGAGAAGUUCGCGGAGUAUUUGAGUGCCUUCUUACAAGGCCAUCUCGGCGUGAUUGUAGAUUACGCUGAGAAAUACGGGGUAAACAUUCCCCUGAAAGAGGAGGAAAUUGUCCCUGGACGAGAGACGAGCGCUGCACAGCAGCAUGAAGGCGACUGCUUGGCUUCGCUUCUCCAAUCUGCCACAUCUCUUGACGCUCAUUCCGGGGCAGGGACAUCAGGCCAUCCAAAGGAUGGGCUUACACAAGGCCUCCCAAACCAGUCAAGUGGAAUGGAAGAUGGCCUUGACCUCAAGAAGCUCAUUGAGCAGUCGCUUUCUAGCCACAUCCCAGAACUGAACACAGCACCACCAGCUGAUCACCAACCCUCGAAUGGAGUACCCGAUAUCGACUCCAAGAACUUGGCUUCGCUAAUAUCAGAGAAGCUGAACGAUCUCAACAUACCCACCCACGGCUUUCCAAAUCUGUCAAUGCCGGCAUAUCCUUCCAAUGUGACAGAUUCCAGUACCGCAUCGCAGUCUCCGUAUCUCACGCAGUUAAAGCACGCCCAUUCAUCAUCCUAUCAACCGUAUACCCAGAACACGAAUCCUGCAGCUCAAUCUGGACCGGCCGGCGAGGUCCUGCCGCCAAACCAAUCCUUGCCGACCGCCGCCCUCUAUGAAAAGGCUCGCCAAGCCGCCGUGGCCAAGUCUUCCAAUACAACGCGGCGAGAAGGUCUGCAAUCCACACGGAGACCGUGGACUCCCGAAGAGGAAAAAGCGCUCAUGGCCGGGCUGGACAUGGUAAAGGGUCCUCACUGGAGCCAGAUCCUGUCGCUCUUUGGGCAGCAUGGCACGAUUUCCGACAUCUUGAAGGAUCGGACCCAGGUCCAGUUGAAAGACAAAGCGAGAAACUUGAAGCUUUUUUUCCUCAAAACAAACUCGGAGAUGCCCUAUUACCUCCAGAGUGUCACUGGGGAGCUAAAAACCCGAGCACCCAGUCAGGCAGCUCGGAAGGAAGCCGAAGAGAAAGCACGUCUGAAUCUGGAAGAGGAGCAGGCGAGGAUUCAGGGCAUCAUGACUCUAGCUGGCGGCCUGCAGAACAACAACCAUCCAAUCCAAAGCAGUCCGUCCGCUGCCCAGCCAGCUCCUCGACCCGGCACUGUCAUGCCCGCAGUUGGCGCAGUGAACGCGAGCGCGGCGGCGUCCUCAUUGUAUACGCCAACAAGCAACGUGCCAAUCUCUCCUUUAGUGAAAACAGAGAAUACAGAUCAUCACACGUUGCCCAAAAUCACAGGUUUCACCCCUAUACAGCCGGCACCCCCUCAGGCUCCUCCCGUGCAACAGGCACUUAAGCCAGAGCCGCCAUCUUCACCGGCUCAAUCGAGUACUCAACAUCAGCAGGUGAAGCAGCACCUUCAACCGUCACAACACCAGCAAUUCCGGCAGCAACAUCAGCAAGAUAUCCAAAAAGUGUUACAGCAGCAGACCCCACCGCUCCCGCAGCAGCAGACUCCGACACUCCUACAGCAACAGCCCCCAGCACUCCCGCAACAGCAGCCUCCAGCGCACCCGCAACAACAGCAACUGCCGCAACCGUCGGCGCAGCUGAAACCUGAACCCCAAUCGCAGACGCAGCUGAAACCUCUAUCCCAACCGCAGACUCAAGGGCCAAGCCCAGCUCCGGCGACGCCUCAACAGCUUCAACAGCCUCAAACCUCUCAACCGCCUCAGCCCUCUCAACCGCCUCAACCGUCCCAGCCGCCUCAAACCUCUCAACCGCUUCAACCGUCUCAGCCGCGUCAACCGUCUCAGCCACCUCAAACUGCGCAAACAUCUGCUCCGGCAGCCGCGCCAGCGCAACAACCCCAAACAGCCCAACCUCAACAGCCCGAACUGCAGCAGAAGCAAUCCUCACCGCCUGCCAGUAGUAAACCCGCCAAUCCACCACCAGCCCUCCCUCCCCCCUCCAUGCCCCCCAACCACCACUCAACUCUCGACCACGCACAGGAUACCAAGCUCUUUGAGACGUUGCAGGCCGCCAUCGCGGCCGCCUCGUCGUCGACGACGAGCGAGACGCAGCCUGCGCCUCCUGUUGCUGUGUCUGAGGGUAAGAUCAACUAA
This is a messenger RNA of Canariomyces notabilis, 3435 nucleotides long. RefSeq lists its product as uncharacterized. Gene Ontology annotation, molecular function: double-stranded telomeric DNA binding; protein homodimerization activity. Lineage: Eukaryota; Fungi; Ascomycota; Sordariomycetes; Sordariales; Chaetomiaceae. The transcript has 3 exons. The coding region runs from base 1 to 3435 and encodes 1144 amino acids. Gene Ontology annotation, biological process: telomere maintenance via telomere lengthening. The record is from RefSeq and is a predicted model, not a curated record.